AUGUUAGGCAGGCUCUGCCUGACUAUUCAGGAAGCCAAAGAACAGUAUACUCGCUUUGGCGACAACGUCUUUGGCCAAAGUCGCUGGUUCCACAUGCGGUCCGUACUUUGGUAUCCCAGACCAAAGUAUGCGGCGAUCAAGGUGCGACAAACGAUCCUUGAAGUCGUCCGCCUUGGUCUUAGAGACCCCAACGUCGUAGAUUACGAAGUGCAACGCGAGACGCUUGCCAUGGAUCCGCGGUUUGAAGAAGCCUGUCAAUGGUAUGAGUACCCUGACUUAGUCCGACAUGGUCGUAUCCAGAAGGGUCGGUGGCGGCACGGAAGGACCAUUUGUGCAUCGAAGCCUUUUAAACGAAUCCUCGCCGUACAACAGAGGUCUGCCUCAAAGAUGCCAAUUUGGCAAGCGGCAAUGGCGACGACGGCCGCGCCAGUCUUCUUCGAGCGCCAACACGAUGGCAACGAUGCGUAUAUCGACGGUGGCCUGGGUUUCAACAAUCCUGCAAAGAUUGCUUACAAAGACGUCAGUGACAGGCAUGAUCUCCCACCAAAGAUCGUCAUCAGCAUCGGGACGGGUGAGAAAGCGAGCCGGCCAGUGAUGUCGCGAAGGAACCAAUUGGGCGACAUCAUGGGAUCGUCCGACGACCGCCGCCAGCGGCUCAAGAAAUUGGUCGAGCUCCUUUUCAAGCAUUCCAAGAACUGGUUAACAGACGUGGAUGGAGUUGUCGACGACAUGGGCUUCAUGGCGAAUAUGUUCAAGUUCAAGUUCACGCGACUCUCCGUUCCGAAUGACAUCCGUCCGGGCGGCCAUUGCCUGGGAGAAAUUCCGCUAGAUGAUUGGCGGCCUAAAGAUGGAGGAUGGACGACCUUGGAGAGGUUGGAGAAUCUGACCAAUACAUAUUUAGCCCAGGCUGAGACUCGAGGAAUGCUGGAGGAAUGCGCCCGGGAGCUGGUCUUGCUCAGGCGACAACGCGCGCGGACGGAGCGGUGGGAGACUUACGCGAUGGACGUCACCUACCGGUGCUGCGCCGACGAGAACUGCCAUCCUGGGCCUUAUUUGAAGAACAGACGCAGCAUGAGACGGCAUUUUGAUGAGAAACAUGGGGAACUCACCCGGGACAAAAGCCCCCAGGAAAUGGAAAACAUCCUAAACACCUGCCGAGUUGUGAAAGACGAGACCGGAGGCGCACGUAAUGGCAGCGCGAGUCGGCGGCCGCCCCGCAAGGCACCAACGGGGUUGCACGUUGAAUCUGAAUACCUGUAUCCAACUUGCACAGCCGGAGUCACUCGGAAAGGGCCGAUACGACGGGAGAAUGGGAUAUGA
This is a messenger RNA of Cladophialophora carrionii CBS 160.54, 1320 nucleotides long. RefSeq lists its product as uncharacterized. Bases 1 to 1320 code for a protein of 439 amino acids. The record is from RefSeq and is a predicted model, not a curated record. NCBI's taxonomy places the organism in Eukaryota, Fungi, Ascomycota, Eurotiomycetes, Chaetothyriales, Herpotrichiellaceae. Gene Ontology annotation, cellular component: membrane. Gene Ontology annotation, biological process: arachidonate metabolic process. The transcript is spliced from 2 exons.